Molecule: messenger RNA, 1935 nt
Organism: Durio zibethinus
Lineage: Eukaryota; Viridiplantae; Streptophyta; Magnoliopsida; Malvales; Malvaceae
Source: RefSeq, a predicted model, not a curated record
AUGAAGUGGAGUGCAGACUUGAAAGAUAGUUUAGGAAAGGCAGGAGUAGAACUGGAGGUUUUGAGCUUGCUUCAACCUCAUAAGAAACUUAGGAAACUCUCCAUCAAGAGUUAUGGUGGUUUGACAUUCCCAUCUUGGGUAGGAGAUCCUUCAUUCAAAAAUUUAAUAUUCUUAAAUUUUGAAUAUUGCCAAAAGUGUAAUUCACUCCCAUCAAUUGGAAAACUACCAUUUCUGAAGGCCCUCUAUAUCAAAGGAAUGAGUUAUGUCAAUAGGGUGGGUGUUGAGUUCUAUGGAGAGAAUUGCUUGAAUGCAUUUCCAUCAUUAGAGAUUCUUCAUUUUGAAGAAAUGCCUGAGUUGAAGGAGUGGAAUCCUUGCCAUGUUGAUGAGAAAACCAGAAACUUCAAUUGCCUCCGUGAACUUUCUGUCAAGAAAUGCCCCAAACUGUUGGGAAGCUUACCAAGUAAUCUGCCUUGCUUGGAAAAACUAGUGAUUCAUGACUGUCAACUAUUGCUUGUUUCAGUUCCAAACUCUUCCAGGUUGUGUGAACUAGAAAUUGUUGGGUGCAAAGAAGUGAUUCAUCAGAGUUCUCUUGAUUUUUUCUCAUUAAAAAAAGUCUCUCUCUUAAACAUCACAAAUUUAACAAGGGAAUUGUUGUUAGGCUUAACAAAAGCUGAACUUCUUCGAAUUGGAGGUUGUGGAGAGCUUACUUCUUUGUGGCAGAACACAGGAGGAUGGUUAGCACAGUCAAAGUGCCUCCGUAACUUGGAAAUUUUGAGCUGUCCUCAACUUGUUUCAAUGGAGAUUGGAGAGGAAAAAGAAGAGUUGGUGCAAAUAGAAACCCUUAGCAAUCUUGAAUACCUAAGAAUAAAGCAUUGUGAAAGACUAGAGAAGUUAUCAACAACUGUGUACAACCUUACAUCCCUUAGGGAGCUGGAGAUCGUAAAAUGUCCAAAAUUGGUGUCAUUUUCGCAUAAUAACUUGCCUCCUACUCUAACAGGGUUGGUGGUAAAAAAUUGUAAGAAUUUACUUUGUUUAUUGGAGGAAGAGAGUAUUCAGAUCAGCAGCACAUCUCUACUUAACCAUCUGAUAAUUGAACGAUGUCCGUCUCUAAUAUCUUUAUCAUCAAGAGGUGAGUUACCUGUUAGGCUUCAACGUCUCAAGAUUUGGAGUUGCUCAAAGUUGGUCAAUUUAUCAUCAAGUGGCCGGCUACCUGUGGGGCUUAAACACCUGAGGAUUGACCUUUGCCAGAUGCUGGAUUCCAUUGCACAUUCAGUUCACAAUAACACUUGCCUUGAAUUCAUUUUCAUUGGCAGGUGUGAAAAGAUUCAGUAUUUACCUGAUGGACUGGACAAGCUCACCCAUCUUCAGCAGAUUCAAAUAGAAUGUUCUCGGAAUCUGGCUUCGAUUCCCAGGUUGCCCUCCACCAGCUUGAGAGUAUUGCGCCUAAAAGAAGGUUUUCCAACCAACUUAACUUCGCUUACAAUCUCAAAACCUGAAAUUCUCGAAGGACUAAUUACUUGGGGAUUGCAUAAACUCACUUCUCUUAAAAGACUCACCAUUAGAGGAGGGUACUUAGAUGGGGUGUCGUUUCCGCAUGAAGAGAAAGGAAUGAUGUUGCCUUCUUCUCUAAGCAAACUUGCCAUCAGUGAUUUCCCAAAUGUGGAAAUCCUGUCAUCAAAGGGCUUUCAAAACCUUCAUUCUCUUGAAUGUUUGUGCAUUGUUAACUUUCCAAAGCUCAAAUCUUUUCCCAGAAAGGACAUGCUUCUCUCACUUUUGGAGUUAUAUAUUCAUAACUGCCCAUUGCUAAAACAAAGGUGCCAAAGGGAUGAAGGACGAGACUGGUCUAACAUUGCUCACAUACCUUAUGUUCAGAUUGAUAAUAAAUUCGUCUAUGAUUCAGAGGAAGAGAAAGAGGAAAAUGAUUCAGAUGAGUAA